This is a messenger RNA of Lytechinus pictus (painted urchin), 825 nucleotides long. RefSeq lists its product as uncharacterized. NCBI's taxonomy places the organism in Eukaryota, Metazoa, Echinodermata, Echinoidea, Temnopleuroida, Toxopneustidae. The coding region runs from base 1 to 825 and encodes 274 amino acids. Gene Ontology annotation, cellular component: nucleus; transcription regulator complex. The record is from RefSeq and is a predicted model, not a curated record. Gene Ontology annotation, biological process: regulation of transcription by RNA polymerase II. The transcript is spliced from 3 exons.
AUGAACACCCCAAAGAAGUCAAGGAAAAAGAGGAAAAAUCAGCCUGAUGAGGAGGAAGGGCCCCAGCCUAUACCCGUGGCCGAGGAGAAAGCUACUGCUUCUGUCAUAGCUGGUGAUGAGGGUGAUGAAUUUGGUGAAGACCAGACCGAGGAUGAUGAAAUGCUGCAGGGAGGGGGCCAAGAUCCACCAGCCGCCGCCAGUGAUGAGAACAACGUGACAGAUGGCCAUGCUACCUGCGGUAUCACCAAAGCCAUGGAGCAGGAGCUGGCCGAGUUUUUCGCUGACAAUGAGUUCAUCUACGACAAGAGCAAGGUGGACUUCAAAAACUCUAAGAAGAAGGAGCGCAAGUACAUGGAGAUGGCGGAAAAGCUGGGAGUCACCGUGGCCGACAUCAGACUAUGGUAUAAAAGCCAGAGGACCAUCCUGGGGAAGAUGAAGACCGCUGGAAAGAAGAGUGGUCAGAAGGCCAUCGUCCUUACCCCCAGGCAGAGAUGGGUCAAUAACAACCUUGGUUUUCUGACGAAGCACAUAGUCCAUCGGUCACAGGGCUGCCAACUGGGCCACCUCAGUGGCCGAAUUACUGAAGCCGCCUCCGACGAAGAGGGUUUAGAUGAGGAGGGUCCAGAUGCCAGCCAAGCACUAGCUCCAACCAAGUCUCCAGCCAGGGGGCUACACCUCCCAAGAAGAGGCAAAAGAGGGGGUCGCCCACCGAUGUGGACAAGGCCCUCCUGGAAUUCAUCAGAACAUCCACCGAGCAGACGGCCAUCCGGAGCCAGGUGGAUGCGGCACUCACCCAAGGCGCUGACGAGAGGCAGGCCUGGCUAG